Molecule: messenger RNA, 796 nt
Organism: Meloidogyne enterolobii
Lineage: Eukaryota; Metazoa; Nematoda; Chromadorea; Rhabditida; Meloidogynidae
Source: the annotation of a GenBank genome assembly
AUGAGUGAGGAGGAUGCUGAUUAUGCUAUUAAAAUUAUGAAUAUGAUUAAAUUGUUUGGGAAGUCAAUAAAAGAAUUUGGAUUUAUUUCAAAAAUUGUUUUUAAUUUAAAAAGAAAAUUUUCCUUCGAUUUCAAUCAAUAAAGCUUCUGCUAACGAAAAACAAAUGGAUGUGGUACUUUUAGCGCUUUUGGUGUUAUUUUACAGCCGCCCAAAAUUAUGCGUGAUGUAGAAUCUGGAUCUAGCAAAGGAUUUGCUUUUAUUAAUUUUGCGUCUUUUGAGGCUUCUGAUGUUGAAAAACCUUCAAAAGAAUCUCUAAAUUCACUUCGUGUCAACAUUUAUCAAUUAGAACGCCUUUGUGAUUCCUGGUUAAAUACUGGACAUUUCUCAAAUGUGCCUGAUCGUUUGCGUUUUUACUUUCGUCUUUUUUGUGUGCACUUAUGGCUAAAUUGGAUUUUUUAUGUGAAGAUUAUUUGUCCUCUUUACGUUUCUGUGAUGAAGGAUUAAUUGAGGACCGUAAUUUGGAGGAUGAAAGCCUUUCAAAAUUUGCUUCUCAACUUUGCUGUUAUUUUCUACCUCCACCGCCUGAAUUAUCUACACAAAAUAAUCAAAGGUUUUUCUUUUAUUUCUAAUCAUUUUUUAAAAUAUUCUUUACACGGAUUUUUUCUGGUUGUCCGCAAAAAUUUUUGCCCGCAAAUUUUAUAUUCCUUUGUUGCUUGAAUGUGUUUUUUCUGGAGUGAUUUGUAAUGGGUCUGUCGACCUCAGAAUCUAGACCUUUUCGAUCCGAAAGGAAAUCUGA